Messenger RNA from Dracunculus medinensis (Guinea worm), 780 nucleotides. Lineage: Eukaryota; Metazoa; Nematoda; Chromadorea; Rhabditida; Dracunculidae. The record is from the annotation of a GenBank genome assembly.
AUGUGCCAGAAUCACGUCGAUGUCGACGGUCUUCUUGAGGAUUAUGCAUGGAGACAUUUCAAGGAUGUUCAAAGUAUUCGCAAAACCCGCUUAGAUGAUUAUAAAAAUCUCGAAAGAGAUGAUGUUGAAUUUAUUUUGAAUCGAAAAAAGCUCAUAGUGACCCAUGGCGAACCGAGUUACACGCAGUUCCAUGCGACUGGUGCACGACCAUACACUUUAUUUAAAUCUGUAUAUACAAAUAAUACAGAUCGAUCUCAAGAAUAUUCGUUCAAAACUGAAAGAACAACGGAAAGUAUGUGUUGCGUAGUAAGAGAACAAGGCUAUUCGCUGGGUGGCGAAACCGAAUUGACUCUUAAAACUCCAUGUGAAAUAGCGGAAUUAAAAGCUGGUUUCAAACAUGAGAUGCAUUUCAACAAUAUGAACGAAAAUACGAAAUGUGAGACGUUAUCGUGGGGAGUGGACAGUAAUGUCGUUGUGCCUCCACAUUAUAUAACGGAAGCUUCAAUUAUUAUCGAAGAAAUGAAUUAUCAAGGAUCGUACACCGUUAUGACACAGUUGUCGGGACUUGUGACGAUUUCAAUAAGAAGGCGAAAGGAUGGCGCCUUGAUUUUACCAUUGACUGUAAAUAUUGUUGAAGUAUUUCGAGAGCAUUUGGAAUCACGAAAUGUUCGAAAAGAAAUCAGAACUUCAGCAAUGGUUGAAGGCAAUAACUGUGUUCGUAUCACAUCAAAGGGCAAAUGUCAAUUUCAAAGGCAAGAUAGCAAAAUGGUUAUUGCUUAG